UUUCCGGGGGGUGAUGGGAGGGCUUUGGUGUCCGGGAGGGAGGAUCGUGGCCGCGUGUGGCCGGCGCUGGUGCCAGCCUGGGUGGUCGGGCCGGACCGUGGAGGAUGCAGAGCGGGUUCUUAGGCCCGGGUGGGAUGCCCUCGCAGGUGCGGAGCGGGGGCCGAGGCGGCUCGGGACGUGGACGCGCCCGAGCGGGAGGAACCGGGGUCCCGUCCCGCAGCCGCCGAGGCGUCCCGGGAGCAGCAACCCUUUCCAGCGCGCGCAGGAGGACGAGUGGCGCCGGCGGAACAAGACGGUGCUCACGUACGUGGCCGCGGCCGCCGUGGGCAUGCUGGGGGCUUCCUACGCCGCGGUGCCCCUCUAUCGGCUGUACUGCCAGACUACUGGACUUGGAGGAUCAGCAGUGGCCGGGCACUCGUCAGACAAGGUUGAAAACAUGGUACCUGUGAAGGAUCGGAUCAUUAAGGUCACUUUCAAUGCUGAUGUUCAUGCCAGUCUCCAGUGGAACUUCAGACCUCAGCAAACGGAGAUAUAUGUGGUACCAGGAGAGACUGCACUGGCAUUUUAUAAAGCUAAGAAUCCUACUGAUAAACCAGUAAUUGGAAUUUCUACAUAUAAUGUUGUACCAUUUGAAGCCGGACAGUAUUUCAAUAAAAUACAGUGCUUCUGCUUUGAAGAACAAAGACUUAAUCCACAAGAAGAAGUAGAUAUGCCAGUGUUUUUCUACAUUGAUCCUGAAUUUGCAGAAGAUCCAAGAAUGGUGAAUGUCGAUCUCAUCACUCUUUCUUAUACUUUUUUUGAAGCAAAGGAAGGGCACAAGUUGCCAGUUCCAGGCUAUAACUGAAGUAGCUUCCAACACCUGCUUCAGAUUUGUGAUUUUUGGAAAAUCAUGUAUUGUACUUUCUCAGAAGAGAAAUAUUGUACACUAAUGUAUAUUGAAACCUUGUGUUUUAAAUGUUUUUACCUUCCCCAUUUCAUUUCUAUAAUCCACUUAUGACUGAGAGAACAGGUUCGAAACUCGGUCUGUGGUGAAAAGAUGCUGCUAUCCUGUGGUGAUGCUUAAGGAAAUGAAUUAAGUUUUAAGUAAUGGAAUAUGAAUGUUGUCCACUAAGCCUGUGAACAUAUGACUCCCCAGUGUACAACAAUGUGACAGUUAAAGACUGCACUAGGGCCCAGGAGAUGAAUCAGUGGGUUAAAGUGUUUGCCACAGAGGCCUGACAACUUGAGUUCUGAUUCCUGGAACCAGCCUUAAAGGAGUGAAUAUGGUAGCUCACACCUUAAUCCCAGAGUUCUUAAAGUGAGGUGGGAGGUUAAGCCAGGGGGCUCACCUUGCCUUUGUAUGCAUGCUCUGGCUGCCCACACCCAUACAUAAGCUGCUUUAAUAGUUCACCUUAAUUCUAUAGUUGCCUUCUGUAGUGUUAGCCCUUCAUACGUAUAGUAAUGUAUCUGAAAACUUAGAAAAAGAAUGUAUGCCCAACUGUUUUAGUUCAUAGACUGGAACUUAUCACCAAGCAAGGCAGUUGGCCUUCAGUAUAAACCAGCACUGUUUAAACUUUUUAAUACUUAUUUAUUUUGUGAAUGGCACCCGUGCUGUAGCAGAUAGUAUAGUAGUGAGUGCAAAUGCUGUGGGAGAUAGUUUUCUUUUACCAUGAGGGUUUCAGGAAUCCAACUGAGGUUGUCAGACAUGGUAACAAGUGCCUUCACCUGUUGAGCAUCUUUGGCCGAGUCGACAGUUUUAAAAAUUCAGAGUGGAAGAAGAGUCACUAAGCUCUAAGGCUUGCUCCAAGUUUGAAUUCCUAAUCAAGCGUGGCCUUUUCUGUUAAGAUUGAGGGCUAUUUUAUUCAGAGUACUAAAUAGAUAAUGGAAAUGAUGGUAUCAUGAUCUCACAGAAGAAUUACACCUAAUAGUCUGUGCUAGCAUUUACCAUCAUAAUUUCCAAGUUUAUUAUCAUUUAAGAAUGAAAUUGUGAAGACUGACCUAAAAGCUCUUAGAGGUAAAAAACAAACAAAACAAAACAGGAACAACACAACUCUGAGAAAUUAAUAGUAAUUUAAUUUUAAGCGAAUGAUGCACUGUUCUGUUUUCCAGUAGUCUUUGUUUCAAAUCAAAAUGUAAAAUAUAAUAAAAGGCAAAAAUGUUUUAAUAUUAUAAAGAACUAUACUUAAAGGCCACCUGAUACAGUGGCCUACUCAGGCACUUGAAACAUAAUUAAACAAGUCAUCAAGUCUUUAAAGCAGUUCUAAACCAAAGUGUUAUUUAUCAACAAGUGCAAACUGAUUUCUACAUUCAGAUUCAGUUAAAUGAAGGCACUCAUUUUCUUCCUCAUUUCUUGUCCUCAUCUGUUCACAAUGUCUUUCUUGUAGUAAAGUGAUCUACAAGUACCCUUAA
This is a messenger RNA of Psammomys obesus (fat sand rat), 2388 nucleotides long. RefSeq names its product cytochrome c oxidase assembly protein COX11, mitochondrial. The coding region runs from base 14 to 844 and encodes 276 amino acids. Gene Ontology annotation, cellular component: mitochondrial inner membrane. The transcript is spliced from 4 exons. The record is from RefSeq and is a predicted model, not a curated record. Gene Ontology annotation, molecular function: copper ion binding. NCBI's taxonomy places the organism in Eukaryota, Metazoa, Chordata, Mammalia, Rodentia, Muridae.